CCUCGUGGCAGACCGGCGCAUUUCGGUCUGCUGGGGUACGUGCGUUCGGGUGGUCGUUGAGCUUCAAAUUAUGCAGAAAUAAUGGGAUGUGUUUGCGCAAAGGAAGUUGUGAGCAUAGGUGACAAGAGGUACAUCAUCCGGGAUAAGAUUGGCGAAGGGGGAUUCAGCAUUGUCCAGCUGGUAGAAGAUGCAAUCAGCCACAAGCUUUAUGCCCUUAAAAUCUGACCUGUCAUAGCAAGAAUGAUCUUAAGGUGGCCCUGCAGGAGGUGGCCUUCCACAAACAGCUUCACCACCCCAACAUCCUGGAAUGUUUGGGGUCAGAGGUGACUGGGGAGCCAGACUUGGCCUCAAACCAGACUGGCCAAGUGAUGCUACUGUUACCCUAUCUACCGGGAGGCACGCUGCAUGACGAGCUAUCGGUGCGCGCCGCCGAGCGGCGCCACCUGCCUGAGUCAGAGGUGGUGCGCCUGUUCGCUGCUGUCUGCGAGGGGGUGCGAGCCAUGCACGAGUCGCGCCCGGCGCUGGCGCACCGCGACCUCAAGACGGCCAACGUGCUGCUGUCCACAGACGGUUCUCCCGUGAUCAUGGAUCUCGGCUCGAUGGCCGAGGCGCGGGUUACGGCCGAGACGGGCGCUGUGGCGCGCCACCUGCAGGACCUGUGCGCCGAGCGUUGCAGCAUGCCAUACCGGGCGCCCGAGCUGUUCAACAUACAGGCCGGCCACACGCUGGACGAGCGGACCGACAUCUGGAGCCUGGGCUGCGUGCUGUACGCGCUGUGCUUCUUCAAGUCACCGUUCGAGGCGGCGCACGAGCGCGGCGACAGCGUGGCGCUGGCCGUGCUGGCCGGCACCGUGCACGUACCGGACGACUCGCCCUACUCCCAGGACCUGAUGGACCUGAUCCGACGCCUGCUGACCGUGUCGGCCGCCGACCGACCCUUCAUUGGCGAGGUUCUGGACGCGGUGAAGGCGCUGGCCGCUAGAGGCGACAUGGGCGGCGACGGCGCCAUCCACACACCCCAGCCGCUGGUCACGUGACCUCCGGGUCCGCCACGUCCCAGUCACGUGAUCUUCAGAUAUGUCGGCUGACCUCCGUGGACUGAACGGCGGCUGGUCAGGGUUGAGCAGCACCGAAUGACGAGACGCCAGCGACCGCCGGCUCUGCGGCCUCCGGGGCCGGGCGUCGGUCAUGUCAGUGGCCGAGGUCAGCCAGCCGCCCCUCACGUGGCGGACGUCACUCAGGCGCCAGGGCGCUCCGUCAGCCGCCGACCAAGUAAUCCAUGCUUGGUGGGCGUUGCCCGCUGGUUCCGCGACCAACUGACCUCCGGCAGCUGCCAGUCAGGUGGCACAGACCGCUGCCAGCCACCGCUGGUUGCGUUUUCGUGGUAUUUUGCGUCCAGGGUCACCGCGCUCCACCAUAACAAAUCGGAUCGCGUUUGCCACGUGUAUACCAUUUGCUUGGAAUGCGCCACCAAGCCACGCACAUUCCGGUGGUUGUAAAGCGCAUGAGUUGUUCUGCGCAACACCAAAGUUUUACGAAUUCUUGUAGGUUGUUCCGCACCUUUUGUGGAUAGACUGUCUCGCAGCCAGCCCAGUUUCUGCCCGGGGGUGCUCUCGUACCGCAAUAAGAACCUCUGCGGCACUACCUACCACUGUUCGCCUCGCUGUGGCGCCUGAUACGAGUGGAGAUGGUCCCAGACUGUUGCGCGUGUCACGCGCUAGUAACAUACCGAUGCGAAGCUUGACUGAUGUCUGUGUGCCCCGCGGACAGUGCGGUUGUUCUGUCAGUCUGUCGCCGCUCUCGCUACUGAUCUCGGCGGCAGUUGGUUCUUGUUUCCAUGGCGCGAGGUGACGAGCAUGUGCAUCGCGCUGCAGUUCUUUCGAUAGGACGUCGUGAGGCGUCUGAACCGCGGCAUGGUGCCGCACAGUCGCUAGAGCUAGGGCGUUGGUUUAUCUGCCUUGUAAAUCACGAGAUUAUUUGCCGGUGUGUGUUGCCAGGGCGUGUUACCGGAAGAGACUGGUCGCAACGGCCAGUAGGACUGUGUGUCUCGAGGUAGACGGCCUAUACAGGCCUACGGCGUACAUCUGAUGACUUGGCCUUAAGUGCAGCAGGAACGCACGCUGGGGUGCUUGGGUUUCCAUCCAGCCUCCACUUUAUCCUUGUGUCAACGUUGGAUCCACAGACUGCGACAUGCUAAUGUAAUACAGUGGAUGCCGUGCCA
Messenger RNA from Pollicipes pollicipes, 2221 nucleotides. RefSeq names its product serine/threonine-protein kinase 16. Lineage: Eukaryota; Metazoa; Arthropoda; Thecostraca; Pollicipedomorpha; Pollicipedidae. The transcript is spliced from 7 exons. Gene Ontology annotation, cellular component: cytoplasm; Golgi apparatus. The record is from RefSeq and is a predicted model, not a curated record. Gene Ontology annotation, biological process: protein phosphorylation. Bases 369 to 1037 code for a protein of 222 amino acids. Gene Ontology annotation, molecular function: ATP binding; protein serine/threonine kinase activity.